AUGGGGGAAUUUAUCAGUGUCUGCGAGCUACGGCACGCGCCGGGGUGCUGUAAAGGCACCGGCGCCGACCUGUCUACGGAGAGUUCCAUCGUGAAAAUUCAAGGUGAUAAGGCCGGGAGUUGGGUGUAUUUAUACCAAAAUCACCGUCUGUAUUUCGAUGCACAAGCAUCGAAAACUAAAAACGUUUAUCGUUGUGCACAUCGGCGGAAAGGCUGCAAGUUUAUCCUUUACGAACAUCUGAAUGGUUCCAUUGGGGAUAAUGGAGAGGAGCAUUUAGACUUAGAAGACUCAACAGCCAUCGAAACCGAUAAUUAUCGGAAAGCAGUUGAUGAGACUGUGCGUGCAGGAGGCAGUCUAAAAGAUAUUACAAAUACAUUGACAGAAAGGUUCUCCCAUAUCAAAUCGAGGAAGACAAUCGGCAUGAAGGUGCGACGCACCGUACCACCUGUACCCAUCCCGAGGGAUUUAAAGGUCCUAUCUUCAUUGAUAAGGAAAUUAGAAAAUGACCAAGUCAUUUUGCAGGGCGAGGUUUCAACAGAAAAGGGGACGGCUCUCAUCUUUGGUAUUCACGACAUGACCCAAAGAAUCCAUUCGAAAUCGAAAAUAACUGUCGAUCGAGUAACAAACGUUUUGCCUCAUCGCGAAGGGACAGAAAUUUUGACCAUCAAUUUAGUGCAGUCAAAGGGACUUUUGAUCACGACGUAUGCUUUGUUCGUCGUGUACCUGAGUGAAUCUUCUCAAUCACUAUUUGAGGAAAUCCUGAAAUUCGUCGCUCAAAAGGAACCAUCCCUGAAGUCAGUAGAAACCGUUUUCGUAGGUACCUGUCAACCACUCACAGAUGCUGUUGCGAUUAUACUUCCUGAUGCAGCUAUCCAAAUUUUAUGGUCCGAUUAUGUCAAAGAUAUUGGGGCUUUAUGGCAAGAGUGUGGCUUGGGAGAUUCCCCCAAGAAAAUUUACCAUCAUUUGAUGAUCUUGGGGCUUUCCGGGGAAGAUCGCAUCAAAGCCGGCAUGGAGUUCGUUGAUGAAGAAAUCCGGGCACACAUAACGGAUUUUCCUCAGCUAGGAAGCUUUUUCUAUCUUUUCAAGACUCGCUGGGACAACAAUUUAAAGCUCUUAGGAGCUCCCUUGGAGGCUCUCCAGGUUCAUCGCAGGACGGAGGCCGUUGGAAGAUAUCUUUCUGUUCAAUUCGGGUACAACAAGAAGAGUGUCGAAAAAUUAACACGUGUCCUCUAUGAAACGUUGAAAAGCGAAAAUGACCUGAUGAAGUCAUUUCAGAGUGGCGAAAAACGCCUCAUAAAGGACAAAACAAAUUCCUUCGUUCUGUCCCGAGAUGUCACCCAUUUCAUGACGGUCAAUCAGCAGUGCACCAGAAAAAGAAUUAGUUUGGCGAGUUUCUUCGCCACAUGCUUAACGCCGCCAUUGCUGUCAAAAUUGCAUGGACUGCUGAGAGGCCCUGAAAAUCGCACAUCAGCAACCCCGCUUCUAACAUCAGACAGUAAUAAUGGUGAAGUGCAAGCUGUAAAUUCUGGGUUUUUCAAGAGGAAGCAUGCUGCAAAAAUAGUAGACAUCAGUGCAUUGCCUUCAAUGAGUGGCUCAAAGAAGCAACACACUGGUGGACCACGUCCGGAGUCUCCAGAGCCGUUAGGACAUGCUUCAGAUGAUGAACAAUCGCUUUGGGAAUUCGACGGAUACACGUUUACUAUUAAGCAAUCUUAAACUCAUAAAACUAAUCGUGUCAAUUCACUACUGACUAGUUUAUAUGUCGAGCUUGAUGUUUGUUAUAUUCAUUUUAAUUAUUCUAUAUUAACUAU
This is a messenger RNA of Fopius arisanus, 1811 nucleotides long. RefSeq lists its product as uncharacterized. The transcript has 9 exons. The coding region runs from base 1 to 1716 and encodes 571 amino acids. The record is from RefSeq and is a predicted model, not a curated record. NCBI's taxonomy places the organism in Eukaryota, Metazoa, Arthropoda, Insecta, Hymenoptera, Braconidae.